This is a messenger RNA of Sphaerulina musiva SO2202, 1960 nucleotides long. RefSeq lists its product as uncharacterized. Gene Ontology annotation, molecular function: protein binding. NCBI's taxonomy places the organism in Eukaryota, Fungi, Ascomycota, Dothideomycetes, Mycosphaerellales, Mycosphaerellaceae. The transcript has 2 exons. Bases 40 to 1890 code for a protein of 616 amino acids. The record is from RefSeq and is a predicted model, not a curated record.
AGAACUUCGACAACAGCACUGCAUUGCACUGCACUGGACAUGGACGUGGAGCCGCGGGUCACGCAACGAGAGCGCAAGCUCCAUAUAGAUUACCGUCUCCCGCAUCGAAUACACUCGGCCCACGUCUAUCCGGUCACUGCGCCAAAUGGCUCUACACUUCUCGUCUACGGCCACGAACGCGGCCUCCGCGUGUUGUGGCGAGGCGGCAGACGGCGCAAAGAGAGUGCGACAGCAGCGGCACCCACAAAUGGCACAUACUCCGAGGUAAUCGAUCUCAUUAGCGAUGACGGGAUAGACUCCACGGCGAAAGAGCACGAGAGGGUCCAGGAAGACCUUUUUGAGGCAGAGGAGGAGGAGCAGGAUGUGGACUGUCCCUUUCCCGGCAUCAUACAGGCGUUGGACAUCGAGUUGGGCUCUGCAGACAAGCCGAAAGCCGCUCUGCGUGUUGCCGUACCGAUCAUCAACCCCACAGCUAUACCCGUGAGACUGUUGAAAACGACGGCGAUUGUCGUGGUGGCAUGUACCGAUGGCAAGGUCGCAGUGCUGAGCAUACCACUCGCUCCACCUUCAGAUGCGGAGAAGGACCAGGCUAUCAUGGACAUUGCCCAGUCUAUCAUCACGUUGCAAGAUACAGGACCCAUUUCGUCAGAUCUGACUAUCAAGUACCUACCUUCGGAGCAGCAGCCACUGAUUGCGCGUCACGAGGAUGAUGUGGAUGGGCGUCUGUUGGUUGCAACUGUAUCGCGCGCUCUCCACGUCUGGUCUGUUGAGGUGACGGGGGACAUUAUCCUGGCCAUCUCCCACGAGAAGCUUCUGCGGCGGGUGGCAUUACCUGCGGUCGGCACGAAAGUCAGCUUCCAUCCCUCGACUCGACAUGCCCAGCUGCUUGUCACCGACGUUAGCGGUACUGUCCGCAUAUACGAUCCAUAUGCUGCGAACAUUCAUCAGAGACGCCCUGGCUCGAGCGACUCCGUGCUCAGCAGCACACCAUCGAGCACUACAGGAAAGUGGCUCAUGGCGUUCCACUCGCCGUAUCAUUCAGACAAGGAGACACAAAAUGUCGGUGCUGCAUUUGCGCGGCAGAAGUCGGUUCUGGCUGCAAAAUGGGCACUAUCAGGCAAUGCUAUCCUCGUGCUCCUGGAGGAUGGGGAAUGGGGUCUGUGGGACCUGAUGACACCGUCUGCUGGCAAGCGGCUCGAGAAGUUUGCAAUUCGCGGCUUUCUUGACACUGCUAACCAUACCGAGGCCGCUGAGCCACUGACGCAGAGAAGUGGCGUAUCGAAGCUUGCGCCAAUGACGCCCAACACCAGAAGGACGAAAGCGGAGCAGCUGUUCACAGGAGCGCCCAAGGUCCCAGGCGUGGCACCACGGGGCGGCAUUUCCAUUAGCGCCCACAAUGCACGAACAGGUCCUGCAGAGGAGAGUGCUGUCCUCUGGUUUAACAGCGAGAUCUACUCGAUCAACAGCCUGCAGUCCUUCUACCAGCGAUCUGCAAACCAUGGCGGCAGUGGCGGCUUUGGCUCAUUGUACUCUCCUGGCCUAACUCACAUCACAGAUAUCAAGCUGCACAUGGAGAACAUUACUUCUAUCUCGCAGUUCCAUCCGGGCAGACCGAGCGCCGCAAAUGGACAGAUGAACACUCCACGCGACUUGCUGAUAUCAACCGAGGGUCACGCCAUUAUCGUCCAAAGCUUAGCCCCCAAGCCUUCCAAAAAUCUCUUCCAGCAAAAGCUCACUGAGCGUCCAGCAGCAGUAAUUGACCGGGAUCAACACAUGCUCGAUGCCGGCGAUUUGGAUCUCAACGGCAUGGAUCGCUUACUUGACAGCAUGGCAGGUGGGCACUCAUCAGCACCGGCCAGACGAGUCGGAUUUGCAACAGCACUUGGCUGAAGAGAAAAAAGAAGUCAUGAAGUUGAAACUUAUACCCUCUGUACUGACUUCUCCAAUGAUACCCUAACAC